AUGACUUUUGUCGACUUCGAAAAGGCGUUUGACAGUGUGAGUAGAGAUGUUAUCUGGAAGUUAAUGAGCCACUAUGGAAUGCCCAAAAAAAUUAUAUCUAUCACACAGAAACUAUAUGAAGACUCCACCAGUCAGGAAAACUUUAAUGACCAGUUGACAGAGAUGUUUUUAUUAAAGAGAUAUAUGCUCCAUGUUUUGUGGAUCAUCAGUAUAUCAUUUGUUGUGCUUCUAUGUGCCAGUGAGUAUGGGUCAACAAAAGGAAACAUUCAGGUUGUAGAUGACGAACAUGGAGACGAUACAGCAAUAGUUUGCAUUUUUUAUCUGGAUUCUACUCAAUGUGAUGAAGAAGAAGAUCUAUAUACAGCAUCUCCAUCAGAUCAAACUGAUAGCAAUGGAGAUACCAUUUCCCCAUUCAGUAUCACUACAUACGCUACAUUUUCUUCCCAGACUUCAAAGCAAAAGAUCACAACAACACCAAUAACAACACCAACAGAUAACACAGCCCACACAACACCCAGUAGUACAUUGGCAGACACCACCCCUCUAGGAACCCCACAAACAACACCAACAGAUAAAACAGCCCAAACAACACCCAGUAGUACAUUGGCAGACACCACCCCUCUAGGAACCCCACAAACAACACCAACAGAUAAAACAGCCCAAACAACACCCAGUAGUACAUUGACAGACACCACCCCUCUAACAACCCCACUAACAACACCAACAGAUAACACAGCCCACACAACACCUAGUAGUACAUUGGCAGACAACACACCUCUAACAACCCCACUAACAACAUCAAAAGAUAACACAGCCCACACAACACCUAGUAGUACAUUGGCAGACACCACCCCUCUAACAACCCCACUAACAAUACCAACAGCUAACACAGCCCACACAACACCUAGUAGUACAUUGGCAAACACCACCCCUCUAACAACCCCACUAACAACACCAACAGAUAACACAGCCCACACAACACCUAGUAGUACAUUGGCAGACAACACACCUCUAACAACCCCACUAACAACAUCAAAAGAUAACACAGCCCACACAACACCUAGUAGUACAUUGGCAGACACCACCCCUCUAACAACCCCACUAACAAUACCAACAGCUAACACAGCCCACACAACACCUAGUAGUACAUUGGCAAACACCACCCCUCUAACAACCCCACUAACAACACCAACAGAUAACACAGCCCACACAACACCUAGUAGUACAUUGGCAGACAACACACCUCUAACAACCCCACUAACAACAACAACAGAUAACACAGCCCACACAACACCAAGUAGUACAUUGGCAGACACCACCCCUCUAACAACCCAACUUACAACACCAACAGAUAACACAGCCCACACAACACCUAGUUGUACAUUGGCAGACACCACCCCUCUAACAACCCCACUAACAACACCAACAGAUAACACAGCCCACACAACACCUAGUAGUACAUUAGCAGACACCACCACUCUAACAACCCAAUUAACAACACCAACAGAUAACACAGCCCACACAACACCUAGGAGUACAUUGGCAGACACCACCCCUCUAACAACCCCACUAACAACACCAACAGAUAACACAGCCCACACAAUACCUAGUAGUACAUUGGCAGACACCACCCCUCUAACAACCCCACUAACAACACCAACAGAUAACACAGCCCACACAACACCUAGUAGUACAUUGGCAGACACCACCCCUCUAACAACCCAACCAACAACACCAACAUAUAACACAGCCCACACAACACCUAGUAGUACAUUGGCAGACACCACCCCUCAAACAACCCAACUAACAACACCAACAGAUAACACAGCCCACACAACACCUAGUAGUACAUUGGCAGACAACACACCUCUAACAACCCAACUAACAACACCAACAGAUAACACAGCCCACACAACACCUAGUAGUACAUUGGCAGACACCACCCCUCUAACAACCCAACUAACAACACCAACAGAUAACACAGCCCACACAACACCUAGUAGUACAUUGGCAGACACCACCACUCUAAGAACCCAACUAACAACACCAACAGAUAACACAGCCCACACAACACCUAGUAGUACAUUGGCAGACAACACACCUCUAACAACCCAACUAACAACACCAACAGAUAACACAGCCCACACAACACCUAGUAGUACAUUGUCAGACACCACCCCUCUAACAACCCAACUAACAACACCAACAGAUAACACAGCCCACACAACACCCAGUAGUACAUUGGCAGACACCACCACUCUCGGAACCCCACAAACAACACCAACAGAUAACACAGCCCACACAACACCCAGUAGUACAUUGGCAGACACCACCUCUUUAACAACCCCAAUAACAACACCAACAGAUAACACAGCCCACACAACACCUAGUAGUACAUUGGCAGACACCACCCCUCUAGGAACCCCACAAACAACACCAACAGAUAACACAGCCCACACAACACCUAGUAGUACAUUGGCAGACACCACCCCUCUAACAACCCAACUUACAACACCAACAGAUAACACAGCCCACACAACACCCAGUAGUACAUUGGUAGACACCACCCCUCUAACAACCCAACUAACAACACCAACAGAUAACACAGCCCACACAACACCUAGGAGUACAUUGUCAGACACCACCACUCUAACAACCCCACUAACAACCCCACUAACAACACCAACAGAUAACACAGCCCACACAACACCAAGUAGUACAUUGGCAGACACCACCCCUCUAACAACCCAACUAACAACACCAACAGAUAACACAGCCCACACAACACCCAGUAGUACAUUGGCAGACACCACCACUCUAAGAACCCAACUAACAACACCAACAGAUAACACAGCCCACACAACACCCAGUAGUACAUUGGCAGACACCACCACUCUAGGAACCCCACAAACAACACCAACAGAUAACACAGCCCACACAACACCUAGUAGUACAUUGGCAGACACCACCCCUCUAACAACCCCACUAACAACACCAAAAGUUAACACAGCCCACACAACACCAAGUAGUACAUUGGCAGACACCACCCCUCUAACAACCCAACUAACAACACCAACAGAUAACACAGCCCACACAACACCCAGUAGUACAUUGGCAGACACCACCACUCUAGGAACCCCACAAACAACACCAACAGAUAACACAGCCCACACAACACCUAGUAGUACAUUGGCAGACACCACCCCUCUAACAACCCCACUAACAACACCAACAGUUAACACAGCCCACACAACACCAAGUAGUACAUUGGCAGACACCACCCCUCUAACAACCCAACUAACAACACCAACAGAUAACACAGCCCACACAACACCCAGUAGUACAUUGGCAUACACCACCAUUCUCACAACACCAUUUACUACAAAACAAGAGACUUCGACUAAAGGUAUACAAGUAAUGGAGUUCUCUAAGGCGUCUGAGCUGAAUGACAGCACAAAAAGUGCAACAGAAAGAGGAGUAGUAAUACAUUCUGUUGUGCAAUCUAUUAGCACACACAUUAACAAAACUAGAACAAUGGAUGAUAUGAGAUCUGUGCUAACUAUUUUCUCGCUAAUAGACAGAGUGUUGGACAAAUAUGACGUCGAGAUAAAUGAUAAAACUGUUAAGCUAUUGGCCAAGUUGACGAACCACCUAGUUUCUGCCGAUGGAAAUAUGUGGGAUAAGCUCAGCGGUGAUGGCCCUGGAAUGUCGUCAUUAAUGAUUAGUGUGGAAAAAAUUGUGUCUUCAAGUCUAGCGUCGUUAAAUGUAACAAAAGUGGUUCACGAAGAAAGCCAACUUGCUAUUGCACGCUUCAGAAACUUUGGUGCAUUUGAAUAUGUAACCAAUUUAACUUCUGAUUAUGCUGGAAAUAAAAUAUUUAUUCCUUCAGACUAUUCAACUGCUAUGUUUGCUGACAACUAUUGUUUCGCUUAG
Physella acuta is the source of this 3933-nucleotide messenger RNA. RefSeq names its product mucin-2. NCBI's taxonomy places the organism in Eukaryota, Metazoa, Mollusca, Gastropoda, Physidae. The record is from RefSeq and is a predicted model, not a curated record.